Pieris macdunnoughi is the source of this 1542-nucleotide messenger RNA. The record is from the annotation of a GenBank genome assembly. Lineage: Eukaryota; Metazoa; Arthropoda; Insecta; Lepidoptera; Pieridae.
AUGGGGCAUGGGGAGGACUCCCAAUUUAUAUUCGUAUCGGCAUCUCCCCAGUUAGCUGCAAUCUCGGCGGGCGGUCUCAUUGGGUAUCCCAGUGUUCUCUUGCAGCAGUUCAAAAGCAAUGAUAGUUCCAUAAUUGUUGAUGUCCAUACGGCAUCGUGGAUUGCAUCGGUACAUGGAUUAGCUGGUGUUCCAAGUCUUUUCAUUCCCUAUAUCAUGCAACAACAUGGAAGAAAGUUUGGCUUCCACAUUUGCUGCCUCCUUGUCAUUCUCGGCUGGAUCAUCAUAUACUUUGCAAGAAACGCGACAACAAUCAUCGUUGGGGAGUCCUUCCAAGGCCUUGGCGCUAAAAGCCUCUUAGUUGUCAGCUAUUUGACAAUCGGUGAAAUGGUUGAUCCAAAAUACCGAAAUAUUCUAAUGCUGUUCUAUAAUAUAAAUCAAACUGUUGGGGUGACUCUCGUACAUGUUAUGGGCAAGUUUUUUCAUUGGAAAACCAUUAGUUUGACCAUGAUCAUGCCAAUUGCAAUUGGUUUCUUACUGAGCUGUUCUUGGCCAGAGUCACCAGCGUGGUUAGCUUUAAAGGGCCGGUUUGAUGAGUGUAAGAAAUCCUUUAUAUGGCUGCGUGGAGCAGAUGAAGAUGCAAUCACAGAAAUGAAUGCCCUGUUGAAUUCUCAAAUAGGUAAUAUAAAUAACAAACCAAAGAAAACUAAUACAAUUGAAGCGCUUAAAGAAGUUUGGGGUAAAAUCACGAGCAGAGACUUUUAUUUGCCAAGUUUUCAUAUGUUUAUAUUAUUAUCUGUUUAUUAUUGGAGCGGGAAUUUAGUGUUUCUUGUGUAUGCUAUGAAUAUGGUGGAGAACGUGACUAAAGAUGAGGAGUCCGCUUAUAUAGGGAUGGUUGUAAUGGACUGUGUCACGCUAUUAGGCAAUGCUACAGCGUACAUAUUCUUUAAGUAUUUUAAUAACAAACCUGUGUUAUUGUUUAGUGGUAUAGGAAGUGCUGUAUUUCUUCUAGCAUCGUCGAUUGUGUCAUACCUACAAUUCCUGGAAAUAGUAUCGGAUGAUUCGCUAUUAUGUUUGUACUUUUUAAUAGGAUUUAUGAUAGCUUCUAGUUUAGGAAUUUACACUACACCUUAUGUCAUGUCAUCAGAAAUAAUGCCUAUACAACAUAGAGGUAUAGGCGGUUCAUUGAUGGUUAUAAUUAUAUGUUCUUCCUAUAGUUUUACUCUCAAAAUAGCUCCCUACUUGGUUAUGUACUUGAAACUACACGGAACCUUUCUUUUGUAUUCAGUAACAUUAAGUGUAUGCCUAAUUUGGGUAUGGAAAUUUGUUCCCGAGACAAAAAAUAGAACGUUACAGAGUAUAGAAGAAAAUUACUUAGAUAAGAAUAAAGCAGAAAGUGUAGAACCUCAACCGGAGAGUCAAGCUAAUUUAAAUGUAAGGCUGGUAUUAAUUCAAAAGCCCCAAGAAUCCAACGAUAUACUUCAUACAGUAGUUCCUAGUGAGGUAAUCCAGAGCCUUCUGGAACAUAAGGAAUGUAUUACUUAA